This is a messenger RNA of Striga asiatica, 417 nucleotides long. The record is from the annotation of a GenBank genome assembly. NCBI's taxonomy places the organism in Eukaryota, Viridiplantae, Streptophyta, Magnoliopsida, Lamiales, Orobanchaceae.
AUGGGUGAGAAGAGUAGUCAAGGGGAACCUAGCAACUCAACUCCUACCAGCAUUUCUGAUAAAGGUAAAUCCAAAGUUGGUGAACUUGUUUCUACACCUCCUUUGGAAUUACCUAGUGUCCUAGAGUUAUUGGCUUCCCCUAAGGAUAUUGCUCCUUUGAGUGAUAUUCCUUGUCCAGAAACUAUAACUAAAAAUGAGUCUAAUCUGGUGGAAGUCACUAUCCAAUCUUCUUCUCUGGGAAGAAGGAUUGUUCACAGGAAAAAAUCUUCUGUAACUAAACAGGGAGACCCUGAGAAGAAAGUAUCCUCUGAAAUAAUGAAAAUUGAUAAAUCUGUGGGGUUUCAGGGUGAAGAAACCAAGGGAUUUCAUAAAAGAAGUAGUGAAGUGCUUCUUAAUGAAUCCCACUCAGGGUUGUGA